Messenger RNA from Caenorhabditis remanei, 291 nucleotides. RefSeq lists its product as uncharacterized. NCBI's taxonomy places the organism in Eukaryota, Metazoa, Nematoda, Chromadorea, Rhabditida, Rhabditidae. The coding region runs from base 1 to 291 and encodes 96 amino acids. The record is from RefSeq and is a predicted model, not a curated record. The transcript has 3 exons.
AUGGCAUGCCCAACCAAACAUCAAUUCGAGUGUAUAUGGAUCGUACCCAGUCCCUGCGGCGAGAAGGAUAUUCGAGCGUGCGCCACUUGGGAGCAUAACAAAGUUUAUGAUCAAAUAACGUCUGCGCUUACCGACGAUGAGGGUGAAAAGAUAGUCAAUCACUACCAACCGAUUACUCUAAUACCGAUACCAAAGAUGAAAACCGGGUAUUUAUACUGUGCUGGAUCGGCCACCCCCACCCUGCACCAUCAAGCCUUCUGCUGCGCACGAAUUCACGGAGCUUCAUCUUGA